Molecule: messenger RNA, 2140 nt
Organism: Saccostrea cuccullata (small rock oyster)
Lineage: Eukaryota; Metazoa; Mollusca; Bivalvia; Ostreida; Ostreidae
Exons: 7
Coding region: 386-2140 (584 amino acids)
Biological process (GO): proteasome-mediated ubiquitin-dependent protein catabolic process; protein polyubiquitination
Molecular function (GO): ubiquitin protein ligase activity
Source: RefSeq, a predicted model, not a curated record
ACAAAAUCCAGGUCUACAUUUCCAUGAGUAAUCUAAAAUAUAUCAUUCAAAAACAUUAGUUUUCAAGACAUUGAAGCUAUACAGAAAUAUUUACUCAUUGUACUGAGUUUAUUUUGACAGGUCUCCCAGGAUGUGCUGUUUAACUAUCUAAAGCUAAAGAAGAGGAAGAAAUCACCAUUUUGACAGGUCUCCCAGGAUGUGCUGUUUUACUAUGUAAAGCUAAAGAAGAGGAAGAAAUCACCAUUUUGACAGGUUUAAUUGAGAACACUUGGAGACUGCUAUGAAUAGAGACAAAGCAUUGAGAAGCCAGUGUCAAGAGAGAUCUCCCUGACUGAAAUCCACACAGGAUUAUAAAGUCACAGGAAAAAGAAAUCUGGUGUCAGUGAUGUAUACAGCAGUAUUACAGAAAUCUGUCACCGUGUCUGGAGUUAGGGAGUGUAAACACAUUACCCGUGUGUCAACAGACCGGGUCUGGAUCAGUGAUGAUAAAGGCAAUCUCAUCUUAACAAACACGAGAGGAGACACACUAGAUAAAGUGACAGGUUUAGCUACAUAUGUUGAUGGAGUACAUACUGUGACUCAAAAUGGUGCUGUGAUUUAUAUAGACAGUGACCGUAACAUCAUAAAACGAUCUAAAGAUAAAGAAAAUACCACACUGAUACCCUACACAUCACCAUGGAUACCACGGAGUGUCUACAGCUCCCCCUCCACUGGAGACCUGCUGGUCGGGAUGUAUAAAACUGAUCCAAGGACAGGCCAGGUAAACCGUUACACUAACACAGGUAAACACAUACAGACCAUACAGCACGACAACACAGGUCAGAGACUGUAUAGUGAUCCUAGAUACAUCACAGAGAACCGCAAUGGAGAUGUUAUUGUGUCUGACUCUGGCCGUUAUGCUGUAGUGGUGACAGACAAUAGAGGGAGACAUCGAUUCUCCUACAGAGGUCCUCCAUCAGGAUCAGAACUACGACCACGUGGAAUCUGUACUGACGCGCUGUCACACAUCCUGGUGUGUGAUCAUAACACCAACACAGUACAUAUCAUUGAUAAAGACGGUAACUAUCUGACAGAGAUUGAUACAGAACAACACGGGAUAGACAGACCAUUCGGCCUGAGUUAUGAUGACAACACCCACUCUGUCUGGGUAGGAUCAGACCUCCACAACACAGUGAACAUCUACAGACUUAUCUAUGGAGGGGAUAAUCUGACUGAUCCAGACAGUGAUGAUAUAAAUAAAGUGGAAGAGUUGAAGAAGUUUCUGAGAAAGGAGAAGACAACUGUUUCCCAUGCCAGAGGAAUACUUGUUGGAUGUGCUGAGGCUGGAAAAACGACACUGCUGAAGAGAUUAAGAGGGCAAAGUCAAAAUGUCAGCAAAGCUACAAAGUCGUCCAGGGGACUAACAACACUGCUGAAGAGAUUAAGAUGGAAACGCCAAGAUGUCAGUGAAGUUACAGAGUCCACCAGGGGACUGGAAGUCCAUCAACAUAUCUUCAUUGUUAGAGAUGGAGUUUUAGAAGUGGCUGAUGAUGACUCACCAUUAAAGGCAUUUAUCAGAAUAAAUGCUACAGAUUUGAAACCAGACCCAAGCAGUAGUGCCGUUGCCAGCUCUGAUGCAAACGAAAAAGAAAAUUUGGAAGUAGGAAGUACUGAUAAAAGUACUGAAGUAGUUUAUAGCCGAGAGGAAAAGAAAGAAGAGAAUGUGGAAAUGUCUAGUUCACCAACGGAGGACACAGAAGAAGAAAACACAGUAGAUGUAAUGGCCAGUCUUAUCUCUUCAGAAGCUCCAGCUAUGGUGAAAUUUGAAAUUUUCCAGAAAAUCUUGUCUGAAAAAGAGAAGUUACCAACAGUAAGCAUGCUGGAUUUUGCUGGCCAGUUAGCGUAUUAUGCCUGUCACCAAAUUUACGUAACACCAAAGGCCUUCUUCAUCCUUGUGUUGGACAUGACUAAGAAGUUUGAGGAUGUGGUGGAUCAAGAGAAAGAUAACCAAGAAGGAUCAAUCUUCUCAGUAUGGACAUACAAAGACUACUUGAAGUUUUGGAUUACCUCAAUCAAGACAUUUGGAGGCAAAAAGGCACCACUGUUUCUUGUUGUCACACACACGGAAACAAAAUCUACAGAUGUAAGUAUUCUUUCUUAA